CUGUCUUCGACCAGUAGCAUACAACCAACCAGCAAUGGCUAGCGCUUCUUCCUCAACAACACCUGCUGCGGGUAGUAGCCGAAGCAAUCAGGAUGCCGAACUCCUCCCUCCCAUCCCCAAGUCGAAUGCCAUUCUUGUCAUUGGCAUGGCAGGCUCAGGCAAAUCGACCUUGGCUGGUGCUCUCUCCCGCCAUCUCGAGGCCGAGGCUGCCAAGCGCAACCCCUCUGCAGCCUCUUCAGACCCCUCUGCCUCCUCUUCAGAUGCGUCGUACUUGGUGAAUCUGGAUCCGGCAGUCUCUACACUCAACUACGAGCCCAACGUCGAUAUACGAGACACGGUCGACUACAAGCGUGUAAUGGACGAGUAUAACCUCGGACCCAACGGAGGCAUCUUGACUGCCUUGAAUCUAUUCACGACAAAGUUCGAUCAGGUCAUGGGAAUUCUCGAGGGCAGAAGCAAUGAGGUCGACAACAUCAUCCUCGACACUCCCGGUCAAAUCGAGAUUUUCACCUGGUCCGCCUCCGGAACAAUCAUUACCGACUCUCUCGCCUCGGCCUUGCCUACUUGCAUAGCCUACGUAGUCGACACUCCUCGUACAACGGCACCGGCGACGUUCAUGAGCAACAUGCUCUAUGCGUGCAGUAUCAUGUACAAGACGAAGCUGCCCUUUAUCAUCGUGUUCAACAAGGAGGACGAACAGGAUGCCGGCUUCGCGAGGGAGUGGAUGGAGGACUUUGAGGCGUUUCAGGAGGCGCUGAACAAGGGGAAUGCUACGGACCAGGUCGAUGUUGGGAGGGGCAAUCCGCGAGCGAGGGGCGCAGCUGGGCAGGAGGGAGAGGCGAGCUAUAUGAACUCGCUGGUCAACUCGAUGGCCUUGCUGCUGGAGGAAUUUUACAACAGCAUCAGGGCCGUAUCCGUCUCCUCUCUCACCGGCUCAGGCAUGCCCUCCUUCCUCUCCGCCGUCCAAGAAGCCCGUCAAGAAUACGUGGACGAGUAUCGCCCCGAGCUGGAAGCCUUGCGCGCCUCGCGAAAACAGAAGCAAGAGGAGAGGAAGAAGCGCGAGGUGGAGAAGAUGAUGAGGGACUUGAGGGUGAAGCCCAGCGGAAAGGCGGCGCCCAAAGCAGCGACUGGGGCGAGGGGAGGGGGUGGGGAGGUCGACGAUGACGAUGAGGAAGACCCGCGCAUCACCCGCAUGGCGGAUCGAAUGCGCGUGCCGGGGUACGAAGGCGAUGGGCUUAUCAUGGAGCCUGACGACGAUGAUGUCCUGCUUCAGACGCAUGGGGCUGCACAGACUCAGGCGGGACAGGUGCCGAGACGAGGAGGAGCGCAGAGGGGGGAGGGGGAGGACCUGGCUUCAGUGGGUCAGAGGAGAAGGGAGGAGCAGUUGGCGAGGGCGAGAUUGGGAUGAGCGAGACGCAGAUGGAAGGUGGCGGGUGAAUGAUAUGAUUGCAGACA
This is a messenger RNA of Jaminaea rosea, 1455 nucleotides long. RefSeq lists its product as hypothetical. Lineage: Eukaryota; Fungi; Basidiomycota; Exobasidiomycetes; Microstromatales. The record is from RefSeq and is a predicted model, not a curated record. The transcript has 2 exons. Bases 35 to 1408 code for a protein of 457 amino acids. Gene Ontology annotation, molecular function: GTPase activity.